AUGGCGGGCGAUCGCGCAAGCCGAGCUCGCGUCGCCGCGCAGCCGCUGGAGCACGCGUGCUUUCCACCGAUGCGGGAGGAUGCAGGUGCGGCGCGCGAUGCGAGCGCGGUCGAGGCCGAGGCGAAAGGUCUCUUGGAGCAGCUGCUGCACGCGUACCACUGCCUCGAGGCGAAUCCGCACCUGCACUCGCUGCUGUACCCGGGGCGCGGCCUGCCGGAGCUGCCGCUCGACCGGAUCCUUCGCGACGACGUCUACCGCGAGCAUGAGAGGUCAGUCGAGUCGUUCAAGAAGGAGCUGGCCGAGCUCGCCAAGCGCGUCACCAAGGCGGAGGCGGCUGCGGCGGAGGCCCAGCGGGCCGCCGAGGAGGCGAAGCGGUCGGGCAAGUCGGGCGCCAAGACCUGCUUCUGGUGCGGCGAGGAGGGGCACGUCAAGCCUGACUGCCCCGUCUUCAAAGCCGAUUUGCCGAAGGUCAAGAAGGGCAACUGA
Emiliania huxleyi CCMP1516 is the source of this 486-nucleotide messenger RNA. RefSeq lists its product as hypothetical. The record is from RefSeq and is a predicted model, not a curated record. Lineage: Eukaryota; Haptophyta; Isochrysidales; Noelaerhabdaceae. Bases 1 to 486 code for a protein of 161 amino acids. Gene Ontology annotation, molecular function: zinc ion binding; nucleic acid binding. The transcript has 3 exons.